Schistosoma bovis is the source of this 966-nucleotide messenger RNA. The record is from the annotation of a GenBank genome assembly. NCBI's taxonomy places the organism in Eukaryota, Metazoa, Platyhelminthes, Trematoda, Strigeidida, Schistosomatidae.
AUUCAGCUCCGAAUUCUCUCUCAGAACUUAAUUGUCCUAAUGGAUUGGACUCAAUUGGUGCCUUUGACCAUGAAGGUAAAAGUAGUCGCAUCUCUAAUUCGGAAGCUGUUGGUAAUUCUUUCGUCACUUUUGAGGUUUCUGAGACCGAAACAUGUGCAAGCAAUUUAUCAGACGACUUUCAAACAGUUCCAGAAUAUUCAUUGCAUAUUGAUGUUUACGUACCAGCAUCGUUUCCUAGUAAGUUGUGUCGUUAUACAGAUCAGAUUAAACCAGAUAAUUAUGGCGAUAUUGAUUCAAACCUCAUGUCUAAUGUGCACCCGAAUUAUAAAGCAGAUAGUAUUUUAGAAAGUCAUCUUUAUGUCACCCUUCCACCUCAUUCAGACAUCCCCGGAGCUUCACAACCAUCUUACAGCUUCCAGGAAGAAAACACUACUGAUAAUGGACAGAGUUCUCAGCAGGACCAUAUGUAUGUCGAUAACACAGCCCAAACCUUUUCAUCAGAGUUGGAAGUAACUUCAGAUUUAGUUCGUGUAUGCGUUUUCACCAGUGAGUCAAAAGACAACACAAUGUCGUGGCCAAACUCUUCUAGUGAAAGCUAUUCCUAUAAUUCUCACUACUUCAAAGGUGCUCCCAAUUUUUCCAUGAACUCAUCUCUAUGUAUUCAUACCGUGGAACCACACGGAGCCAGUGGAGAAAGUUACGUGAAUGGUUUUACUGUAUACCAAGGCCUUUCAAGCUCCGAUGAACUACUUGAUCAGACUUUUGAAUAUCCAGUCUGUGAUUUCUUUCCCACGGACGGUCAUAGUUAUACUUCCUACGACCAUUCUAAACCAUCUUACUAUAAUUCUUUUUUCGAAGGAUUUAGUAGCGCCAUAGUUUAUCCAGAUUGUGAUCCAAACGGUUAUGAAAGUGAACAGCAUGAUAGUAUAUUCGUCUCCAGCUUUCCAGACUCGUUGGUCACACAAG